Messenger RNA from Notolabrus celidotus (New Zealand spotty), 2568 nucleotides. RefSeq names its product ecto-ADP-ribosyltransferase 4-like. Gene Ontology annotation, molecular function: NAD+-protein-arginine ADP-ribosyltransferase activity; NAD+ poly-ADP-ribosyltransferase activity. The transcript has 3 exons. Bases 987 to 1952 code for a protein of 321 amino acids. NCBI's taxonomy places the organism in Eukaryota, Metazoa, Chordata, Actinopteri, Labriformes, Labridae. The record is from RefSeq and is a predicted model, not a curated record.
AAGCGUGAUAUGUCCCCUUUAAGCAUAUCACUGACUGAGCUGUGACUGAAGAGGAAAGCCUGUUAGAGGUGAAGGGAACUUCCCAAACUGAGAAAAGGAGUGCACAUGUUGCAGCACAGCGGUGAUUCUGACAUCUAAAAAUAGUUCUGGGUUUUAGUUUGACUUCCUAAACUAGAAUGCAAACCUCACUUCUCUAUUUAUGGAUGAGUGGAGGAGAAAGUCUAGAUUAAUUUCUGCUUAAUCAGCUGUUUUACUUCAUCCUAAAAUACUGAGGCGGAUGUUAAAACCUGACGUGAUGGGUGUGUUUCUAUUUAAAGCAAAGGAGUUUACCAACAAUAACGGUCAUUUCUGAAAAUGUAGCUCAGCUCAACUGAAAAAGACCUGUAGAGAUUUUCUUUAGCUUUGAUGUAGUUUAAGUUUUUAUUGUCCUAUAAAGUUAUGUCAAAUUGUUACCAAUACAAUGGCUGUGAAUAGAACUUAUUUUGAUGUCUUCGUGGUAUUGAAGGGACAUUUAAAGUACACAAAGCAGACACUCUUUACAGAAACAGUCUGUGACAGGGAUGCUACCAGGAAGUUUGCACCCUGUUAAACAUCACUAUGUUGACUACCCAAAUGCUACUGCAGUGUAACAUUUCCUGGUCCUUUUUAGAAUCACCCUAACUGUCUCCCUUACAUGUUCAUGUAAAACCCAAACUAUCUGUGAGUGAACAUCAGCUGAAGAAAGUAAAGUCUGUUUUUAUGUAAUUUGUGAAACUCAACCUUGCAUCUUCCAGAAUCUGAGGGAAUCACAAACUUACAGAGGACCUUAAAAUAAUCUGGGAAAAUUUGAGGAAACCACGUGUUAAGAUUUUGUUGACUCCACCCUGACUCUGGACAACCCCACGUCAACACUGAGUUAAAAGAUGAGCAGCCUCACACCGACUGAAGACCACAGACUGAACUGACUCUGACAACAGCUGCUGCAUCGUCACCUGGUAUCUUUAAUCAUGCUGAAGAUCAGAGAGUUGGUGUUCAUAGUCCUCUGCUGCCUCUGUGUCAGGAUAAGACUUCUACAUGCAGAGACGCUGCCUGACCAGGGAACCAUAAAGUCCCCGCUGAAGAGUUCACAUGUUGAGAUGUCUUCUCCACAAGAGGCUACACUGGCGCCACCUUCAGCAGCUACACAUCUUGGAGGGGUCCAGAGUAUCUCCAUCCACGUCAACGCUUCCCUGAAGGCCUCUAAUGUCUCAGUACAGACCUCGUCAGGUCUGUCCCGGCUCUUCAGGAUCUCUCUGAGCUUGUACCCUGAAUCUGUAGACGACAUGUACUACGGCUGCUCCAACAAGAUGCUGAUCAAAGUGAAGCGUCACUACCUCCCGAGGAGCACCGGAGAGGGUCUGCACUCCACGUACACCAAACUCUGCGCCCUGAAAGCCAUGAAGACCAAAGACCUCUACGACCCGCUGUCCUGGCAUCACUUCAGGGCCCUGUGUGCAUACACAGCCGGGUCUUAUGAUGACUUAAACCGAGCAGUUCGUCAGGGUAAAGCGUCCUACAGAACCUCAUUUGAGUUCCACGCCCUCCACUUCCUGCUCUCAGACGCCAUCAGGCUCCUGAAGCUGAACCAGAGAACCUGCUACACCAGCUACAGGAGAAGCAAACUGCUCUUCAGCGGUGAAGCUGGACAAACCAUCCGCUUCGGCUCCUUCGCCUCCAGCUCCCUCAACAAGGACCUGAGGCAGUUCGGAGGGAGGACUUGUUUUGAGAUCCGAACAUGUUUUGGUGCUUACCUGAAGUCUUACUCAGAGUUUGACUCAGACGAGGACGAGGUGCUGAUUCCUCCAUACGAGAUGUUUCACGUCGUGUCUGUGGACACAUCAGGACAGAACGAUUUGAACUGUGAUGUUUUGUUCAAGCUGGAGACUGCUGGAGUUUACAGCAGCCUGAACUGUCAGGCUGUAGACCUGCUCUAAAGGUCAGAGGUCACAGCUUUAAUAUUUAUUUUAACUGUUUGUUUUAGGCAUUUUAAUUUAACUGUCCUACAUUUAUGAAUAUGUUUAUUUAAGGACUUCAGUAGACUCAGAGUAGAUGAAAGAAAGGAAUUUGAGGUUAAUUUGUUCGCUGCUCUGAGAAUUAAAGCGAGAGCGAGAAAAGAGGGCUGGAUGUUUUUACAUUUUUCUUUACCUUCAUUUUUUACAAACUUUUAAAAUCAAAUUCCCUGAUUCAUCAUCUUCACUUUUCUUGAUUUAUAACCAAACAUGUCAGUUUCUCUCAUGGUGCACAAAUACAGAAAGAUAAAUGUUUGUUGUCAAGAGCUUGUCAUCUUUAGAAACUUUAAAAAAAAGAAACAGUCUUCACAUUUAAUUCAUGACGUUUAUACUUUUUCUCUUAGCUGUCAUUAACUCCUUCGGCUAUUGUCUUUUCAAUAUAUCAUAAGUUAUUUGAUUGAUCAGCAUUUGUGUGUUUUGUUUCUUAAGAAAGGAGAGGUCCUCUUGUGGUGGCUUCAUGACCUCCUGAUUCUCUUAUUUUCCUGUUUUAUAAUCUGAGUUUAUGGACUCUUAUGUGUGCAAAGAAAUAAAUUGCAAUGAA